Sinocyclocheilus grahami is the source of this 975-nucleotide messenger RNA. Its product is annotated as transmembrane protein 26-like. The transcript is spliced from 3 exons. Bases 1 to 975 code for a protein of 324 amino acids. The record is from RefSeq and is a predicted model, not a curated record. NCBI's taxonomy places the organism in Eukaryota, Metazoa, Chordata, Actinopteri, Cypriniformes, Cyprinidae.
AUGUGCCGGGUUCUGAACAUCCUGUUGGCUCUUCUGAGUCGCUUCCUGUUUGCGGUGCAUGGCAUCCUGACGGUGUGGCGUGUGGUGGAGGUGACAGGACAGCCCUCCUAUUGGCUGCUGCUGACGGGUGUGGCACUGCUGGGGGUGGAGAUGACCAUCACUAUCAAAUACACACGCAACGCUGAAUGGAAAUGGUUCUCACCUAUGGUGUUUCUAUAUCUGAGCACUGUGAUUCCCUCAGUCUGGUUCCUGGAACUGAACCUCCUACAGUCCAAUCUGCCCAUCAACUCGAGCACAAACUCUGACCCGCAAUUCUUCUCCCAGAUCCCGCUAACAAUGGGGUUGGCAGAACUUGAUCCUGAGAACUGGGUGGAGGCUCUGGAGCAGACCAUGUUGAUCGUUUUGGUUCUGGGCCGCUGGCUGAUGCCGAAGGGCGAUAUGUCACGUGACCAGCUAUCCCAGCUCCUCAUGGUUUACGUGGGGCUUGGAGCUGAUAUCCUGGACAUCUUUGACACGUUUAAGGAGCCACAAGUGAAGACCAAGCAGGCCGUGAUCAUUGUUGGGCUAAGUUUAUUCUCCUGGGCCUUGAUGCAGUUUCCUCUUGUUCUUACCCAGACCAGCCGUCCCAAGGUCCAGGUGGAAGUUCAGUCAGAGACUGCCCAGCCUGGGCAAGUUGGUUGGACCGUUUCCUGUUGCUCUAGUGAAGUCUGGAGCCUUCUGCUAACGGUGGGUCUGCAGGAUGGACCAUUCCUGAUUUACCGUCUGUACCUCAUGAUACGUGAGAAUGUUCUGAACCAGCUGAUGAUCUUCUUCACAUGCAAGAACAUCCUCAUUGUUUUGCUGGAGGUCUACAGGAUCUGUGUUGUCCACUUUGAGCAGAGCAAUCCAGGGAGCAGAACCGAGUCAUGCGACCCGUCUCAUGAACACUCAGAAUGGACUCAUGGAGAGGCUAUAGAAUCCAGCUGUCAAGAAUAG